GAUAAAUUAGUUACGAAAAGGAUCACAGAGUGGAUUAACAGCACCAAGCCACUAGACAGCACUCAAUACGGAUUCAGAGAAGGCUGUAGUGCUGAAGAUGCGAUCCAUAGGGUCGUGAGUGAGCUAACAGCAGACCGACGAAACAACGCCUAGACAAUAGCUAUUAGUCUGGACAUUCAAGGGGCAUUUGACAAUGCCUAGUGGCCCCUUUUACUGUCCAACCUCGAGAGGCGGCAUUGCCCGAAGAACUUAUAUCAUCUCAUUCUAGAUUACUUCACUAACAGGAAGGCUACCCUAUCCUACGGGGACCUUUCUGUCAAUAAGACUGUUACCAUGGGGUGCCCACAGGGUUCCUGCUCCGGGCCACUUUUCUGGAGCCUGAUUCCUGAUGACUUACUUACCCAAGACUUUAUGAAAGCGGCUCAUACGACUGCAUAUGCAGACGACAUUAUUAUAAUUUUAACUGCCAAGAACAGGAAGCAACUCGAAUCCAAUGCGAAUAAAAUUCUUAAAAAGAUACAAUAUUGGGGAGCUGAUAACAAAUUAAAAUUUAACCCAAGCAAGACCAAUGGUAUUGUCCUCACGGGGUAUAGUGUGGAGAAGAGAGCCCCCACUAUCCAUAUUGAUGGCACCCCAAUAAAAAUCAAUAACACCAUGAAGUAUCUGGGGAUUGUUAUAGACGAUAAAUUAAGCUGGACCCCUCAGGCGGAGUACCUAAGGGACAAGGUUAACACCCUCUUUGCGUGGUGUGCAAAGGUGGCUAAGAGGGACUGGGGCCUCUCGGGCGAGUCCCUUAAGCUUGUGUACACGGGAGCCGUCCUCCCCAUGGUUACUUAUGGGGCGGCCGCCUGGGGACACACAGUCCAGCAUGUUCAUAUCCAGCGAAAGCUGCUAUCUAUACAGAGGAAGGUCCUGCUCCGGAUCACGCGAGCUUAUAGGACCACCUCAAACGAUGCCCUGCAUGUCCUGGCAGGUGUCCUCCCGCUCGACCUAGCUGUCCAGCAAAGGAAGGACUUUUACUUUCUGAAGGUGCACCACCGUACGCCGGAGUAUCUCCCUGAUAUUCCACUGGUGGAGAGCCCGGUUCAUGUCAAUAACAGGCUAUGUAUCAGGGAAAUCCCCAUUAUUAGGGUUACCAAGUAUAAUGCCAAGUAUAAGAAGAAUAUCUAUACUGACGGCUCCAAGAGUUCUAACGGUGUUGGCGCUGCCUUCACCUAUUUCUACAACGGCAAAGAGACCUAUCAUCAGAAGUGGAGGCUGGGGGACAGUUGUUCAAAUUACCAGGCGGAGCUCCUAGCCAUCCACAAAGCCGUCCAUUGGUGCCACAAGGUGCAUCACAAGAGCACUCUCAACAUCAACACUGAUAGCCAAUCGGCACUCUCAGCAAUACAGGACAAAAACAAUACUGACUCUCUAGUCCAAAAUAUCUGGAAGGAGCUAAACCUCGGAAGGAAUAAUAAUGUGAUCAAUUUCAGCUGGGUUAGAGCACACUGCGGGACCACAGGUAACGAACGUGCGGAUAAUCUAGCCAAAGAAGCAAGUGCCCAGUGCACGACCGUCGCAUACAAGAAAACGCCGAGGAAUAAUGUUAAACACAGAAUCAAGGUGCAUUAUAUCACUCAAUGGCAAGAGCGCUGGCGCCACUCUACCCGGGGGCGCGGCCUCUACUCCUUUAUCCCGGACAUACAUCAGAGAAUGAAGAAUAAACACUUAGUGAUUAACCACCACACCACUACUUUCUUCAGUUACCACGAUGACUUUAAUGCCUACCUCUUUAAGUAUGGCCACUCAUGGUCCAACCUCUGCGCUGUGUGCGGCAAAGUCGAGGACCCGGACCACGCUAUAUACGACUGUAUCCUGUUCGAAAGAGAGAGAUUGGAACUUAGAACUAUCACUGAAGAGGAAGGCUUACAAUGGCCAACGACGAAACCUUCUAUGAUGUGUAACAAGAACCUCUACAGGACUUUAUAUGAACUGAUUAAGAACUACAGCAAGUACAAAACGAACUAUAGCAACCUUACAACUGUGUAAAGCGUCAGACACGACCAUCAACAAGCAGCAAAGUACUCCGGAAAUGCGGAGAUUGUAGUAUAUGUCGCGAUUUAUUAUAUAUGUGUAUUUUCUAGUUUACUAUUUUGUUUAUUAUUGUUUUAUGUAACCAUCCCUAUGAAGCCGAUG
Molecule: messenger RNA, 2178 nt
Organism: Centruroides sculpturatus (bark scorpion)
Lineage: Eukaryota; Metazoa; Arthropoda; Arachnida; Scorpiones; Buthidae
Exons: 1
Coding region: 334-2031 (565 amino acids)
Molecular function (GO): RNA-DNA hybrid ribonuclease activity; nucleic acid binding
Source: RefSeq, a predicted model, not a curated record